UAAAAAACUAUGGAGUUCUUAUAAGGCUUUCUACAUCUAUUAAUCCCUACCUACCUUACCCUACCUACCUUACCCUACCUACCUUACCCUACCUACCUUACUAUAACACCCACCCUCACACAGUAAGAGCUAAAUGUAUGGAAACCAUCGUGAAAUAAAUUAUUUGGAAAUCCGCAACUUCCGAGAUUACAGACGAUAUAAUGUUAGCAUUAGCCGUCUACCCAGUUGAUGAACCCAUUUUAAAACGACCCUGAUAUCGUAUCCCCGGGACUGAACAUCCACACUCGAGACAUUGAAUUAAAGACUGCGAUAAAUUACGCCCUGAAAUUUUGCUCCCGUAGCAGCGACUAUUGAUCCCUGAAAAAAGAAUCGACGUCUAUCCAAAUUACUCCUAGAGGGCCUUACAUGCGUCAAUUGCUAUAUACAUACAUACGUAGAAUACAUGAUCUACCUACUCUACAUAACAUCUUGCUCUACCGAACACCCUACCCAUCCCGAAUCUACAAUCGGGAUCGUCAAGCAGAAGAAGAGGAAAAAUCGAAGUAAAUCACAACAAAACAAAAAUACAUGAAAAGCAAACCCCCAGCUAGAAAAUACAAAGAAGACAAACAGGAAAACAAGAAAAUAGAGACACUUAUAGUCAAUAAACGCCUUCCACCCCGACUCUCCCCUCCUUACCCCAGCUUGCCCCCUUCCCUCUAUCUCAAAUCCCAACAUCCCCCCCCGCCCCCGAAACAACCCAUCACAGCAUCUGUUCAACCCAAGGAAGCCACUCCUCGCCCCCCUCAUUCUCAACAAUCUUCGGAAACUCAUUCUCCUUCCCCUCCCCAGCAUCCCCAUAAAUAUACCUCCUCAACUGGCGUCUCGAGCACCCCUCUUUCCUCGCGACCUCGAAGUAAAAAUUCCCCAAGACCUCCUUCUCCUCAAGCAGCUCCGUCCGUCCAUACUGCUCGAUCAGCUUAUCCCAUUUUUCAACAAGGUCCGGGUAUUUCUUGAGGUGUUUGUGGAAGUUGGCGCGGAUGUCGACGGCGGUGAGACCGCUGCUGCGAAGGAUCUUUUCGCCGAUUGUGAGUUGCCAUUGGUGGACUACGGGGGUGAGGAGGCGCUCGAGGGCGUGCUCGGCUUCGUC
This is a messenger RNA of Periconia digitata, 1129 nucleotides long. The record is from the annotation of a GenBank genome assembly. NCBI's taxonomy places the organism in Eukaryota, Fungi, Ascomycota, Dothideomycetes, Pleosporales, Periconiaceae.